Molecule: messenger RNA, 1657 nt
Organism: Vespula pensylvanica (western yellowjacket)
Lineage: Eukaryota; Metazoa; Arthropoda; Insecta; Hymenoptera; Vespidae
Product: eukaryotic translation initiation factor 4E type 3-like
Exons: 6
Coding region: 180-878 (232 amino acids)
Biological process (GO): translational initiation
Cellular component (GO): eukaryotic translation initiation factor 4F complex
Molecular function (GO): translation initiation factor activity; RNA 7-methylguanosine cap binding
Source: RefSeq, a predicted model, not a curated record
AUUCACAGUAAUUACAGUGUUAUGGUUUAUCGCAUUUACGUCGAUGCAGUCGAUCGAUCUAACGUCUUUUAUACAUUGAUCGUAAAUGUUUUCUUUUUUCUUUUUUUCGUUCAGUUAUACAACCCUUUCUUUUUUUUCUCUCUCUCUCUUUCUAUCGCAGAAGCGGCGAGAAUCGUCAUAUGAUUUCUGAAAUAAAAUCAAGUGCACAUCGCGUUUCGAAGAUGGCCGCGGUACAAUGUGAAUCGAAAGAUGACGAUUCCGAAUCGGACUUGUCGAAAUCACCGGUAUUCUCUAGCAAAACCGUUGAAGCGAUAGAAGAGCAUGACAACACCGGACUACCUUUACAAUCUUCCUGGACAUUUUGGUUGGACAAAGCUAUUUCUGGUACAACUGCCGAAGAAUAUAAAGCCAAUUUAAAGAAGAUUUAUACUGUGAAUACUGUACAAAGCUUUUGGGCAGUCUUCAAUAACAUACCAAAUGCUGCUGAAAUACAGGUUAGAUAUAGUUACCAUCUGAUGAGAGAUGGUAGAUAUCCUAUAUGGGAAGAACCUAUCAAUCAAAAAGGCGGAACAUGGAGAUUAAAAUGUCAUAAGAUUGACACUGCAAAAAUUUGGCAGGAAGUAGUACUUGCAGCGAUUGGAGAGCAAUUUGCUGAAUGCGUGGCCGAAGGCGAUGAAGUCUGCGGUGUAACGGUCUCUAUCAGGGAUAGAGAAGAUCUGAUACAAGUAUUUCUAUUUUCUUUUAUUUGGAAUGUAAAUGCUGCCUUGGCGUCUAAAGCUACGAUUCUACAAAGGGUUCACGUCCUUCUACCAGAAGUAAAUUUUCUUACUGAAUUUUAUAAAGCUCAUCAAUCCCAUCAUGCGUAUGGUCGAUGUUAAUGACAUACAGAAAGAAGAAAAGAAACUGUUUGGUUAAAUAUAUAAUUCUACUUGAAAGAAAUAUAAUCCUAAUAAUAAUAAUAAUAUUAAUAAUAAUAAUAAUGUAAUAUGAAAUAUAAUUAGAUAAAAUUCUAUCAAAGUCUUCCAUAACUGUAAAGCCAAAACAAAAUUACUGAAUCUUUUUAACUUUAAUAUUUAUGAAUGAUACACGCAUAAGUAAUUUUUAAACAUUGCUUACACCACAUAUUGUGUAUGUUAAAAUUAAACCUAAAUGUUAUAUUCGCUUAUUGCACCAUACAAUAACAAAUAUAUUUUUAUAUAUCUGCAAUUUAUCUAAUUAUGUGUAUAUGUUUAUGUUAUAUGAGAAUAAUGAUAUAUGAGCUCUGUUCUAAUGUGUAGAGGCAGUACAUGACUAUCGUCAUGAGCUGAACGUGAACUAUAAAUAAUUUUUUAUUUGACUAACAGAAAUUUUUUAUAUACAGAUACAUAAACAAAGUAUAUUUUUAUAAACGUAAAUAUUGCUUUUAUCUUAAAUUUAAUUUUAACCAUAUCUCAACAAAAUCUCGUUUCAUACGAUCGUAGUAAUGUCAAUCAAUUAAUAUGAUAUUGGUAGUCAAAAAUGUUAUUUCCAUUGACGUCAACAACGAAAUGUUUUAAAAUGAAAACACAUUUAUGUAGGAAUUCCGAGAUCAUUAAAUUACAUCUAAAUCGUUUUUAAUGUAUUCGUCGCGCAUUCUUUCGAGAUUGAUGUCAUCGAAGCUUCUUCUAUUUUCAAGAAA